AAGUGUGCUGAUAUGAGCAGGAGGAGUGUAUGGCACUGUUUACAGGUCUUUGGCUCUCUGUCCAUGAUAGGUAAUAAAAGCCACCCCAGCGGGGGCUGGACGGCCCUCCACCUGGCCAGUUACUUUGGGCAGAAAGAAGUUGUUGAGGAACUGCUGAAGAAAGAAGUUGAGGUGAACAUCCAGAAUGAUCUGGGGGACACGCCUCUCCACCUUGCGGCCCUGUCAGGGAGAAAGGAGGUUGUUCUGCUGCUCUUGCGGUAUGGAGCCUGUGCCACCGUAAUCAACGGAGCUGCUCAGACCCCUAGGGCUGUCACAGAAGAUGAUGAAAUCAUUACUAUGCUGGAAGCUUCAGAGAGGAGAGAGAGCAGGAAGAUGGAGGAAAAACUUCUGGGAGCAGCGCAAGAGGGAGACUCCACCACCGUGGCUCAGCUGUUCUGUAAGUUGAGGCCUCCAGAUAUCCACUGCAAGGACCCAGACGGAAACACGGCACUGCACAUAGCGUCCUGCAGGGGGCACAGUCGCUGUGUGGAUGAGCUGCUGAGGAAUGGAGCCAGUCCUGCUGCCAAGAACAAGCGUGGCCAGUCUGCACUAGACCUUACUGAAGAUGAUGAAAUUAGGAAUCUUCUGGAAAGAAGUCAAGAAAAGAGAGCAGCCAGCACAGCCAGAAGAUAUGAAGGAGUGUUGUGGAAGAAGUCCAAUUUCUUGGCCUGGGCUUCGGUUUGGGUGGUUCUGGAGGACGGGAACUUAAGCUGGUACUCAAAACAGUCUGAUGCUGAGUACAGUGAUCUUAGACUGGGCUGUAAGCCUCUUAUAGGGGCUCAGUGUGUGGUGAAAGGCUGGGAUAAAUACUUCUUUACGCUCAAGUGUUGUGAUGACAGCAUUCAUCACUUCAAGGUGUCCUUUAGCUGUGGUGAACCGGAGAUCAUCAGAAAAAAAUGGCUGGACGCCAUAGAGGAGCAUUCAGCAUGCAGAGCCCGCUGUGGCAAACCGGAAAUCACCCGUGCCGAGGAAGAGGAGGCAGCUGAGGAGGAGCCGGCUCUGGGCGACGUGUCAGACUGCCUGCAGGCAGCUGAAAGCUUCCAGCUGAAGUUGGAGUCUCAGGUGGCCUCCUUUGUUUCUAUGGUGAAGACUGAGGAUAACAACAAUAUGGCAGGCCCUGAACUGCUGAAGGCCAGAGAGAUAUGUGAGCUGUGCAGUGAGACGAGCUCGGCUCUGAGACGCUGCCUGGAUCUGCUCUCCAGACGUGAAGAGGUGUGGAGCGUGAAGUUGGAGCAGGAGGUGGAGAAGAAUAAGAUUCUAUCGGACGCUCUUCAGACGUUAGCAACUGAGCGUCAACGGCUAAAGCAGGCUCUCUCUAACGGCAGGAAGUCUCCCACCCCCAGCACUCUCACUGAGGAUGAGUUCUUCGAUGCUGUCAGUGUUUCCUGUCUGAGAGCGGACCCUCUCUCCGAUAGAGCGGCGGGACCACUCGCAAGACCACUCGCUCUACAUCAUCCUCCUAAACCCCAGGGCACUGCCAGCAUGUCUGGGGAUGGUAACCAUGGCGACAAGGCCCACCAUAACGGAGUCAAGAAACACAGAUCAUGUCUUCCUGCUCCCAUGUUCUCAAGAAAUGAUGUCAGCAUCUGGAGCAUCCUCAAAAAGUGCAUCGGCAUGGAACUGUCUAAAAUUGCCAUGCCAGUCCUCUUUAAUGAACCUCUGAGUUUCCUGCAACGACUGACUGAGUAUAUGGAACACAUGUACCUCAUUCACCAAGCCAACACCUCCACAGACUCCAUCCAGAGGAUGAAGUGUGUGGCCGCGUUCGCCGUGUCUGCUGUUGCUUCCCAGUGGGAGAGAACUGGCAAGCCCUUCAAUCCUCUGCUGGGUGAAACCUACGAGCUGAUCAGGGAGGACCUGGGCUUCAGGUGGGUUUCUGAGCAGGUGAGCCACCACCCUCCCGUCAGUGCGUUCCACGCUGAAGGCCUGAAGGACGACUUCCUGUUCCACGGCUCCAUUUACCCUAAACUCAAGUUCUGGGGGAAGAGUGUGGAGGCGGAGCCACGUGGCAUCAUUACCCUCGAACUGCCCAAACACAAUGAAGCUUACACCUGGACCAACCCCACCUGCUGCGUCCACAACAUCAUAGUGGGUCAGCUGUGGAUCGAGCAGUACGGCAAUGUGGAGGUGAUUAACCAUAAGACUGGAGAAAGGUGCGCUCUGACGUUCAAGUCAUGCGGCAUUUUCGGCAAAGAGCUACACAAAGUGGAGGGAUAUAUACUCGAUAAAAGCAAGAAGAAGAUCUGUGCCAUCUACGGCAAGUGGACGGAGUGCCUGUACACCGUGGAUCCAGCUACGUUUGACCUUCACAAGAAAGCAGAUAAGAAACCUGCUGAGGAGAAGAAAAGCAGUAAGCAGAGCAGUGUGGAUGAGGAGCCUGAGGAGAUGCCUCCUCCAGAGGCCGAGACCGUUCAGGUCAUUCCAGGCAGUGAACUCGUCUGGAGGAUAUCCCCCAGACCCGAUAACUCAGCUCAGUACUACGCCUUCUCCACGUUUGCCAUGCAGCUGAAUGAGCUGGAGGAAGACAUGAAGGAGAGUCUGCCGACCACAGACUGCCGCCUGAGGCCCGACAUUCGCGCCCUGGAGAACGGAGACAUAGAUUCAGCCAGUGCUGAGAAGAAGAGACUGGAGGAGAAACAAAGAGUGGCUCGAAAGAACCGAUCCAAAUCCAGUGAAGACUGGAAGACAAGGUGGUUCAAUCAAGGAGCCAACCCACACAAUGGAGGACAAGACUGGCUAUACUGUGGAGGCUACUGGAGCAGGAACUACUCGCAACUACCUGACAUUUACUAACUUUACCACCUUCACACUUCUACAAAACCACUCAUAAUCCACUCCUGUGCAUAACAAUUCCCAGCCCGUUCGGACAGAACCGGCUCUAGUUAUCUUGCAUGUUCAAUGAGAAGCAGUCCACUCGGAGCGGGACGGAUAAGGAGAGGGCAUACGUGUUCACUUGACCAUUAUCUCCAGAGCAGAACAUGCGACAUGGGCCAUGAUGAUGAGUGCUGCUGUACCAGUCUUUCAAGCACAGUUAACCAAAUCUGGUUUUGUAUUUACGCACCACCUUUCUACAGUUUGCUCAGGUGGGAGACGGAGGCCGUUGUUCUUGAAUAUGCAGUUGUGUGAGGUGACGUUUGUGUAUCCAGAGACUUGCAUUGAUUUUAACUUCAGAGAAUAAUUUCCAUACAUAUCAUAUCAGAGUUCUAUUUCAAUAGGUGUAGCAAAACAACUGUGUAAAUAAUAAGAACAUAGAUGGUUGACUUAAUGUUUAGACUUGACUUCCAUUCACUGAAUAAAAUAAACAGUAGUCUUCUUUUUCUUAAAGUGGUAAAAAGCCACUUAUAAUCCUAGUAGCAGGCUAAAGUUGAGAAAAAUAAAAUUAGAAAAAAUAAAAUUCUAGUAACAUUGUAAAUGCUAGUUCUAGAGCUAGGCUAAUCUUAAUGCUGGGCUAUAAAAAAGGAAUGAAUCUCUAAAGCCUUAUUCAGUCUUUAGCCCAGUACUAGGUUUAAACAAACAGGCUCAAAGAAGUAGGUACUACUCAGUACGUAGGUACUAGGAGCCACGGAUUGUGAUUUAUUAGGCCUAGAUACUAAAUGUAAAAGUAGAAGUUGCUUAUAAUAUAUACAGUAAAAUACUGUAGAACUUUGAUGGUGAAUGCUGUAAAGCUCUUGAAGGUGUAGACUGAAGAAUGUUUAGCCUAAAGAUCAACCAAUAGUACUGAAAGAUUUCAGAGUUGUUAAUUACAGAUUGUUAAUUAAUAAAAGCAUAGGCCAGGUAACUAUACGAGGUGUCUCAAACGUAAUGAAACACUAAUACUAUAAAAUGAAAACGGUUUGGUAGAUGACAAUCCAUUUUUUACAAUAUUGGCCUUGUCCAACAUUGCUACUGCAGUGUAAGCAUACAGGCUACAUUAAUUUGUGACUGGUAUGGUGCAGUGGAUAACAAACUCCACCUCCUGUCUGUGGGCUACCACAUCAUGUGUGAGACUGCGGUUCAGUUCCUGCUCUGGGUGACUGGAUGCUGCACUACACCAAAAAAUUCCUUGGGCAAGACAUGUCGCUCUGGAUAAGAGCGUCAGCUAAAUGGCAUAAAUGUAAAUGUAUUAUCAACCUCAUCCAACAUUGCCACCGCUGUGUUAGCACACCAACUACUGGCCUCUUCCAGCAUUGCUACACCAGCUAUAGGCCUCAUCCCACAUUACUAUUGGUCUUGUCCAACACUGCUACUGCAGUGUUAGCACGCUGGCUACAUAUUAUUAUCAACCUCAUUCAACAUCACUACUGCAGUGUUACCACACUGACUACAGGCCUUGUCCAACAUCACUACUGCCGUGUUACCACAUCGACUACAGCUACUGCAUUGUUAGCAUGCUGGCUACCAACCUCUUUCAACAUCACUACUGUGUUGUUAGCACACUAACUACAGGCCCCAUCCAACAUCACUACUGAAGUGUUAGCACACCCACUACAGGCCUCAUCUAACAUCACUACAGUGGUGAUACCACACUGAAUACAGGCCUUGCCCACAUUACCACAUUGCCUUGUUCAACAUUGCCUCUGCAGUGUUAGCACACUGGCUACAUAUUAUUAUCAAUCUCAUCCAACAUUGCUACAUUGGUGUUAGCACGCCAACUACAGGCCUCAUCUAACAUCACUACAGCGGUGUUACCACACUAAAUACAGGCCUCGUCCCACAUUACUAUUAGACUUGUCCAAAAUUUCUACUGAGGUGUUAGCAUACUGGCUACUGGCCUCAUCUAACAUCACUACAAUGGUGUUACCACACCGACUACAGGCCUCAUCUAACAUCACUACUGUUGUGUUACCACACUGACUACAGGCCUCAUCCAACAUCACUACUGUUGUGUUACCACACUGACUACAGGCCUCAUCCAACAUCACUACAGUGGUGUUACCACACUGACUACAGGCCUCAUCCAACAUCACUACAGUGGUGUUACCACACUGACUACAGGCCUCAUCCAACAUCACUACUGUUGUGUUACCACACUGACUACAGGCCUCAUCCAACAUCACUACAGUGGUGUUACCACACUGACUACAGGCCCUGUCCCACAUUACUAUUGGCAUUGUCCAAAAUUACUGCUGCGGUGUUACUACCAUGUCAGUAACCAGGCUUGCCCCACAUUGUUAACGCUUCUUUGUUUUUGAUGACUUGGUGGAAAUUUAUCAGGAAAGAGUAACAUGAAUCAGGCCACUGAUUGUAUGGUGGAAUUCUCUACCAGUUUGAUGUGUCAAACAUUUACCUUCACAUUAAAAAAAGUUGAAUCCAAGAUGGCGGUCAUGUUGAAUGCUGCUACAUUGGUGACAUGGCCGAACAGGCUUUUCCCUUGUCCCAAAGUUUGUGUCUGCCAAACUGUAUUCAUUUUAAAUGUUUAAUUAAUUUCUUACAUUUGAGACUCCAUCAAUAACUGUUAUAUUUGGGUUGUUUAUCCACUUUCAAGCAUUAAAACAACCAAUAUUCCCAAUAUUAUACAGGUCUAUACAAGUGGAACCUGUUUAUCAUAAAAUGCACUUUUUCUUUAAACGACCCCCAUGCCACACCCACUAAUAGACUUCAAAAUAAAAGCACAAAACAGUUUAAACUAUGCAAAAACAAAUGUCAGCAGUGUGCUUGGUACACUGACUAGACGCUCUCAUACUCAGAGCAUUUAUUACUCUUUUAAUUAUCUCUGACUGCUGGAUUCUGUGAAAUUCAAUUUGCUUUGAAAUUAGCUGCAAUUUCUCCUCUUUUGAAAAUAUUUAUUAAUAUUAAUAUAUAUAUAUAUAUAUCUAAUAAGUUAAUAUAAUAAGAGAGAAUGCAAAUGUGGAUAUAAGUCAGAUGGGUUUUAACAAAAAUUCACCUCAGUACCUUUAGAAGAGUUCUUUUUAGGAGCAGUAUGGUAUAAUUAGCUACAGUAACCUGUACAGAGUGUACACUAGACUGCAGACGCUGUAGCAUCUGAGCCCUGUUUUUGCACGUUUUUAACUGUACUGUAAAAUCUUUGUGAAUAUAAUAGGACAGAAAUCAGCUGUUUGUAUUGUUGCUAAAUAAAGGCGUACUCUUCCCUACA
Messenger RNA from Astyanax mexicanus (Mexican tetra), 6112 nucleotides. Its product is annotated as oxysterol-binding protein-related protein 2. Gene Ontology annotation, cellular component: intracellular membrane-bounded organelle; cytosol; membrane. Bases 13 to 2832 code for a protein of 939 amino acids. The record is from RefSeq and is a predicted model, not a curated record. Lineage: Eukaryota; Metazoa; Chordata; Actinopteri; Characiformes; Acestrorhamphidae. The transcript has 26 exons. Gene Ontology annotation, molecular function: cholesterol binding; protein binding.